Molecule: messenger RNA, 1728 nt
Organism: Cladocopium goreaui
Lineage: Eukaryota; Dinophyceae; Suessiales; Symbiodiniaceae
Source: the annotation of a GenBank genome assembly
CUCAAGACACCAGAGCAGCACACUAGAAAGCUUCCUAGGCACAGUCUGUCCAGCCAACCCAAACUGGACAGGUCGAUGCAAAGCAAACGUGUGUUGGUACCCACUGAAGUUGACGAAGAAGAGAAACCCAAGGGUGCAAAACAGCUCAAGAGGGCAGCCCCGCUAGCACUAGAGGAUCAGAAAGUUGACAAAAAGGAAACCGCAAAGAAAGCUACUGCAGUGAAAGCAAAAGCUUCCAAGCCUGAGGUGUCAGGUGGUUCUUCCCAACAGGGCAACAGCACGACCAAACCAAUGGCACUUGAGAAUCAGCCCACACCAGGUCAGGCAAGUAAGUCAACUCUGCCGCCCCCUGCAAAACUUGAGCGAUGCAAGUCUAAUGUGAGCAAUGAUGGCAAUGGUGUGGCAUCAGCCGUAGAUGCAUGCCUCAACCGACAAGACACAGCCAAUUUGAACAAAACCGGAAAAGGCAUAGCCAAAGCAGCAGCAGCAGCAGACCCAGACCCGUCUGAACCUGACUCAAGCAGCAGUGAAAAUGAAAGCGAGAAUGGAGAGAACCCACAAGACGAGCAGGACCUUGAAAAGGUUUUGAAGCAGAAAGAAAGUCGCGCCAGGUAUAUGAGGUUUUACCGCUCUCUGAGAAGCAAGAGAACUCCCCUCGAGGUCAGACGGGCAGGGGCUGCGGCGUACAGGCAGAGUGACCGUUUGCAAGUACUGCUCGAGCAGUGGCUUGCAUGCAGUGGCCAAUGGAAGGCUUCAGAAUUCUACUACCAAGCACGACAGAAAAAGCGCUCUAGAAGGCAUGGCUGCAGAAAGUGGCUGACACGUUCUGAAAUAGCUACAAAGUAUGGAAGCUUUGACACAGCUGAUGGUAUCAUCGCCCAGAAGAUGCGGGACCCGGAGAUCAGCAAAGACCAGAUAAGAUGCCAUCCCGACAUGCACGGGCAGGAGACCGAUGACACUCGCCAAUACCUGGUGUGGGAUCAGGAUGGUGAAGAAGAAACGACUGAUCUUGUCACCCAGGCUUUGUUCCAGGCAGCAGAUACUGAUGAAAAUAACAAGAAGCCAGGCGUUGGUCAGGCUAGAAAGAAAAAGAGCAAGAAGCAGGACAAGGCCAAGAAGAAGAGCCGCAAGAAUAAGAAGUCCAGCAAGAAGAGAAAGGCAAAGUCCACCAGUGAUUCUGAGUCCGAUGAGUCAAGCAAGUCCAGCAGUUCGUCUUCGUCUUCAGAGAAAAGCAGUGAAAGCUCUGAGGAUUCCAGUGCCAAGCCGAAAAGAAAGGGGAAGAAGCAACCCAAGACCGAGAAGAACAAGAAGCUUGGACAGAGCAAGAAGUCCAAGGACCCCAAGGAUCAAACCGAGGAGGACAAAGAGAAAGCAAAGAAGAAGCAAGAGGAGAUUGCACGUAAAGCAGAGGAGAAAAGAGUCACAGAUGCACACAAGAAGGAAUGUCGAAAGGGUGAACAGGCCAUCGACAAGCUGACCAUCGCGAUUCACAAAACCACCAGCCUGCAGGGUGGAAAGCUUUCCACCAUGAGUCAGGCCGUGCAAGAUGCUAUCUUCCAGGAGAUGAAGCCCCAGGCAAAGGUCUUGAAAUCUACCAGGACCGAUCUUCAAUCACGAAUUGAUUCCUCGCAGGCAGGUGAUCUUGAUGAUCUGACUGAUGGCAUUGCUACGGCUCAGCGAGUCUUGAAGGAUUUCGGAACUUUCUUGAAGUCUUACAAUUUGAAAUGA